UUCUUCCACCAAUCUUUUUCCAGGAACACUCAUAAUGGCCGAGUCUGCAAGCAACACCGGUUCAAGAAAGCUUAUUCAGAUUGAUGUGAGCUCGGAUUCGGUGUGUCCAUGGUGCUUUGUGGGCAAGAAGAAUCUUGACAAAGCCAUUGAAGCAUCUAAAGAUCAAUACAACUUUGAGAUUCGAUGGCGUCCGUUUUUCCUUGAUCCAUCUGCACCGAAAGACGGUGUGAGUAAGAAAGAGUUUUAUAGACAGAAAUAUGGAAACAGAUAUGAAGGAAUGUUCGCCAGAAUGUCCGAGAUCUUUAAAGGUCUUGGCUUAGAGUUUGACACAGCCGGUCUCACAGGCAACAGUCUGGAUAGUCAUAGACUUAUACAUUAUACCGGUAAACAAGCGCCGGAAAAACAACAUAAGCUUGUUGAGGAAUUGUUUAUCGGUUACUUCACGCAGGGAAAGUUCAUCGGUGACAGGGAGUUCUUGGUUGAGACGGCUAAAAAGGUUGGGAUAGAAGGAACAGAAGAAUUCCUCUCAGACCCCAACAAUGGACUCACAGAGGUGAAAGAAGAACUGGCAAAGUAUUCGCGAAAUAUCACCGGAGUUCCAAAUUACACUAUCAACGGGAAGGUGAAAUUGAGUGGUGCGCAACCGCCCGAGACAUUCCAGAGUGCGUUUAAAGCGGCCUCAGCUUGAAACACCAAAACUCAAGAGUUGUUGAAGUUUUACAUCUAUGGAGAUUGUCUGUUUCUGUUGUUUGAACUUUAGUUAUUGACUUUUCAAGAAGUUGGUGUAAUAAAUUACUAAAACAGAUUUGUUCUGUGAUGGUUUUGUCUAAUAAUUCAGAGAAGUUGAU
Molecule: messenger RNA, 848 nt
Organism: Arabidopsis arenosa
Lineage: Eukaryota; Viridiplantae; Streptophyta; Magnoliopsida; Brassicales; Brassicaceae
Source: the annotation of a GenBank genome assembly